UUUUUAACUCCUUGCGGUUACUUCUCAAGAGAGGAGUCGGAGAGAGAUUGAACGAAGCGGUAAAGUUUCUUCGGUAAAUGCAUCUUCCUCGCAGAACUUCAAACAUAUCUUUCUUUCAUUCUGCUUGUGGAUCUUUCUUUGUGUUCUGCUUUUCAUUUCCUGAAAAUUCCGGAUAGCAAUUUUAAUUAGGGUUCGGUUCACAACAUUUUGGGUCAUGCUGAAAAGUUUGAGCUUUAAUAUGAAAAAACUCGUCCCUGAAAAGUUCUUAGUCCCCAUUUUUUACCAGAUGCCAUACUGAUACAUGUAGAACUCUUUUUUUCAACGCCUUAUCCCAGGGACACAACUGUAGUUUGAGAAGAAAUGGACCGAAUAUCGGAUCUGCCAAAAGUUAUACUUCAUGACAUCCUCGGAAGGUUACCAGACAAAGAUGCUGCUAGGACUAGUGUUUUGUCAAAGGAAUGGAGAGAAACAUGGUUUUCAUUUCCCAAAUUGUCUUGUUGCAGCCACAAUUUUUUUAAUUUACGUGACAAAUUAGACAGGUUCAUUCAGUAUGUCAGUAAAAGAUUAACUAGGCUCCAUGACCAAGGCUUAGCAAUCAAAGAAUUUAAGCUCAUGUUAGACCAUGGAUUAGAUUAUGCCCCUGCGUCCUGCCAUAUUGAUCAAUGGAUACAGAUGGCUAGUGAAAGUGGUGUCGAAGUACUAGAGCUUUACCUCCCUGGUAACUUUGCGAAAAGACAUUAUAACCUUCCACUUUGUCUUACUGAAGCCAAGUCACUUACUAAGUUGGUGUUGAGAGAGGGGACUAGACUUGACUCCGCAUUGCUAAACCAUUCGCUCAAGUUUUUCUCAUUGAAAACAUUGUCUUUGCGUCAUAUACUUCUUGAAGAUGAAAGGAUUAUCGAGCAUUUCAUUUCACAUUGUCCUUUGAUUGAGCAUUUAACUCUUCAUUCUUGUUGUUAUGUAUAUAAUAACCCUUCACGUGGAGGAUAUUCAAACUAUUCUAGCACUAUGCCCUCUUUGCUGAGAUCUUUAAGCUUGCAAGGUCUACAAAAGCUGAAGGACGUUGAUAUCCAAAGAAUAGAAGAGGUAUAUAUUGAUGCUCCGAAUCUUGAGAACUUAUGCUAUCAUGGUCAUUGUAAGGUUACACCUUCCAAGCUGAAUUUGGAUAGUUGCACAAAUUUGAGAUGGUUGAGCUUGUGGAAUAUGAGGAUCCCAAACAAGUGGUUCCUUGAACAGUGUUAUAGGAUUCCUUUUCUUGAGAGUUUGAUGUUGCAUAGUUGCUCGUUUGAGCAUGAAAGGAUUAAUAUUCCAGGUCCUGAACUGAAGUUCUUCAGUUUAUCACAUUGCUCUAACUUGAAGGAGGUCAACAUUGAUGCUCCAAAUUUAUUAUCCUGGGAGUAUGUCGGGAAAGACAACCCUGUCAUAUCUUUUUUGAGAAUUUCUAAUCAACUUGAACUCAAUGCUCAUUACGAUAUGAGUGAGAUUCGUCAUAAUCUUUAUAGCUUGAGGGAAUUUGUCCAAAACAUUAAACCCCAAAAGGUUUUGGCAUCUCUUUCUCUUUUUAUCCACGAGUCAUUUUCGAUUACAGAAAUCCUGGGUCUGAGUGUAUUGCAAGUUUCAUCACCUCCUCCAAGUAUUAAACAUGUUCAAUUACAUUUUCCUAUGAAUAUGGAAGCUCGCUAUUUUCCCCUUAUGAAUUGGUUGCUUUCAAGUUGUUUCCCGAAAACUAUUUCAUUCUGCUUGCAAUCUAAAUUUAACAUGAAGGCAUUCGUUGUGUUUUUUUAUGAGAUGCUGAUGGAUAAAAAGAAGCACGGGUACUAUCUCCGUUCAUGGAGCAAGCCGUGUUGUUGGCAUGGGUUGAAGGUUGUAAAGGCCACACAUUUAGAAAGGACUUGUGAAAAUGUUGAAGAUCUUAAGGCCAUGUUAGAUGCAUUGCCAGAAUCCCCUGUUGAGGAAUAUAUCACUUUUGGCUUAGAGUUGUAAUCUUGCCAGACAGGCAUUCUCCAUUUGAGUUUCUUAGAUGUGUGCGCGUAUGCAUUUAUCUUGGUACUUGUGUAUAUAUACGAAGUUAAAUCUUUUUGCUUAACAUAAUCUGCUAGUGACAAAGUAUAUUUGGAUAUCAUUUAUUACAAUUUUCUAGAUUCUGCCAUCAAUUGAAUUCUGGAAUUUCAAUUUAGGCGGAA
Arachis ipaensis is the source of this 2183-nucleotide messenger RNA. The record is from RefSeq and is a predicted model, not a curated record. NCBI's taxonomy places the organism in Eukaryota, Viridiplantae, Streptophyta, Magnoliopsida, Fabales, Fabaceae.